Molecule: messenger RNA, 8188 nt
Organism: Spirodela intermedia
Lineage: Eukaryota; Viridiplantae; Streptophyta; Magnoliopsida; Alismatales; Araceae
Source: the annotation of a GenBank genome assembly
AUGAGUGACAUGCAAAUCAGAGACAAGAAAGCUGCUAAACCAGACGACCAGGCAUUUUUAUUGAUAUAUACGCAUUAGGGUUUACGCCAUGGUUAUUGGACAUUAACUCCCACUAUUGAUUUUUUCAGGAUUUGGAACUGGUUGUUGUGAAUGGCGAAGGGACUGAGACAGGGCAGGUAGUUUCAAUAACGACUGGCGGGCAAGGUGGUGGAGCCAAACAGGUAUGCUGUGUCACAGAUUGCUGGUACUCUGCUUUAACCUUUUUCUUAUCUUUUUUCUGAAUAUUAGAUUUCUUAAUGUGCAAGUAAAAGGUCGUCUAAUUCCUUUUUCAUAAGCAUCACACAUGACGCUUGUCAGAGAAGGAAAAAAAACAAGGAAAAAAGAGAAGAUCUCCGCUAUCUGAUUAAAUUGAAAGCAAGAAACCUCUAAGGGUUUAAGUGAGUUCUUACUCAGGAGACUAAGGAACAAUGCAAAAUACUGAGGGCUGCAAUGCCUUUUGUAAAAUUUCAAUUACUUACAUGAAUGUACCUCAUAACUUAUUUCAGGCAUGGCCCACCUAAUCAGAUGACUUUGAUCUGAGUUGGGGGUUCCUGAUUCUGUUCCCUGGGGGGGAAUGUAAUAUCUGCCUUUAUUUAUUUAUUUAUAUAGAAUAGGCCAAAUUAGGCCUUCAGAGACCUUUGAUGAUGUCUCUUCUUGGGGUUAGAGAAAAUAUGAAGAAGCCAGAAGAGAAGGAAGAAUAAGUGGAAGAAAAUAAUGCAACUAACUGCAGCUGGCUGAGGGAGAAAUGGAUAAGAAAACUUACCUUGUCAUUUCCCCUUGCCUACAGAAAUCCGUUGUUCUUUACGUCCACAGCUGUCCAGUGUCGUCUGCCAUAGCCAGUGGCUUCCUAUUGUGGCUUGCCCACGAUCACUGGCUGCCCUUGUAGCUUAUGUCCAUGGCUGCCUGCUGUCAUCAGUGGCUGUGUGUGGGAUCUCUCGUCUCAUAAAAUGAAGAGGCAGUCUGAUAAUGUACCGUAUAAUGAGGAGCUAUUAUUUUUGUAUCAUUCUUGAGCUAUAUUCAGGUCUCUCCCUUUAAAUCAGCCAGUACGUCCUGCUUGAUUGUAUCAGACCUGAUCUGAAUAUGGAGAAUUCAGAGUUCUCAUUGCUUGAUAUCAAUGAUAAAGUAUGAGUUACCUUCACACCUGAACCAUUGAUUACCAACAUAACAAGAACUCAUGUAGUAGUUUGUUAAGUACAUCAAAAAAUGUCUACUAGGCGUCUACAACUGUUUUUUUCCAUGAACUAUAAUGAUUUUUUUUAUCAUCAGGUAAAAAAUCGAAAAUAUAAGAAAAAAGGUUCUCUGUACAAUAGAUUGAUGGGUUCUUACUUCAUCAGGGUCCACCAUGUUUCCCUCUUUUAAUUCAACUUUGUGCGUGCUCAGCAAGGGAAAAAGACAAAAAAGUCUCCAUAUAAGGGACUCAGGAAGUAGCUCAAAGGCCCAAGGUCUGUCAUUUUAAUUGAUGGUAGAGGAUACUGGAGGGAGGCAAAGGUAGUAGAGUCAUCUCUAGUAAUGAGCAUGUUAUCAGUAUAAAGAAGAAAAGGACGCUCACGAAGAAAUUUAUGAAUGAAGAGAUCAUAAUCUUCAACAUUCUCAUGAAAUCGGCAUUAAUAACAACUUGAUGGAACCGUUUUAGCCAUGUGGGGGGAGCCUGUUUGAGUUCUUAUAUGGCUUUCUGAAGUUGACUAAAUAAAAUGUUGCUUCAUCAAUUUGAAACAAUAUAUUCUGAAGUACCUUUGAUGUAAUCUAAAACCAGCAUUUUAUGAUUUACUUCAUUUUUUAAUAGUUUAAAAAAUACUUGAAGAAUAUUUGAAGAAAAGUCGAAGGCAUCUCUUACUUGGGAGUUACAUGUCAUGGCCUCCACGGAUUUUGGCUCUUUUAGCAAGACCUGAUUAAUUAAAUUCACAUGCUCCUUGAUUGAUAGGUGGUCUCAUACAUGGCCGAUCAAGUGGUUGGCACAGGCUCAUUUGGCGUUGUUUUUAAGGUACACAAUGUUCACCAUUGUUUUUGUGCUUAUUUUUCUUUCUUUGAAAAAUAUUUGAUCUCAUUUUUCCAGGCUAAGUGCCUUGAAACUGGGGAAACACUUGCUAUCAAGAAAGUUCUUCAGGACAAGCGAUACAGGAACAGAGAACUCCAAAUUAUGCAAUUACUCGAUCACCCCAAUAUAGUUGGGCUACAACAUUAUUUCUUUUCUUCCAGUGACAAAAAUGAACAAUACCUUAACCUCAUGCUUGAAUUUGUCCCUGAUACUGUGUAUCAUGUAGCUAAGCAUUAUAACAAGAUGCACCAACGUAUACCUUUAUUCAUUGUGCAAUUAUAUAUCUACCAGGUGAGUUUCUCAGGGUCUGCACAUGUUUUUUUUUCAUCAUUCAUCGUUUUUUGUGGGAUUCAUACUGUCUGUUGUUUAUUAACUCAUAUUCUUAAUGCCAUGCAGCUAUGCUGUGCUCUUACUUAUCUUCAUGGUGUCAUCGGCGUUUGCCAUCGUGAAAUUAAACCUCAAAAAUCUCUUGGUGGGUUUCUGUGGUAUUGUUUUGAUUUGCUAGUCGAGCAUGUUCAUGUUAAACACAUUAUGGCACAUGUAAUAUCGUGAAUUAAACAGUUCUAAGGGGGUCACACGAGGGAAAGUUCCACUACUUUAUUUCCAGUCGUUUUUUAAUAUCUGCGCUGUUGUGAUGUUGAUUAGAAAGACAACUUCUCUAAGUUUACCUCCUUGACUGUUCUUAUAAUGGGUAAACCAUCUAUUAUUCAUAACUUGUAUUAGGUUGAUAUCCAAAUAAAAUAAAACAAUCAUAUGCAGUCUCUGUAGGCUUGGUUUCUUCAUUUGCUUUCACACUGGGGCGACAAUGUGUUGUGCUUAUGACAUAAUUUAGACCCAAGCCAACCUGGCCAUUUUCCUUGAUCCGAACUAAACACUGGCUCAACUCGAAUUUUACUCAGUCUUUGAAGUUUGAGUUUAGGGUAGUAAUCCAUUUUAUUUUGAAGCAUUUUGGAAUGCUUCAAAAUAAAUCCUGUAAAUAAAAUGGAAUGCUUCGUUUAAGUAGAAAAAUUUGAUCCGGGGAGCGUGUAAAUUACAUGAAUUGAUGUUGGCCGUGUAAAUUACAUGGAUUUAGGCCUGGGGUUCAUCUCUAUACGAAUCCAUCAUAUAAAGAAGAAUGCGUCUGUUUUAUGUCUGUUCAACAAUAUGCUAAUUUUGUGCUGCCAAAUCCUGCUUAUAAAGCGUUUAAAUUUGUCCACUUCAGCAUGGGUAAGCAGAAUUGGACAGGGACCUGUUCAAAAGCUUUGCUAGAAGUACUGUUAUGCUGUUUCCUUGGGCCUUUUCCUUCCCUUGUAAAUGGGAGUGUGAUGUCUUCCAAUUAACAUUCCAUCCAUCCCUCUUUUCGUUGUUGUAUUCUUAUUUAACUUCAUAUCAGUAAGUCUCAAGCGGUAUCUCCACCAAAUUCAGACUUCCUGUCUUGUGAAUCCCUUUCUUGCAGCACUUGCCACGUAGCCCAAGCAGCCAUUUUUUUUCCAACCGUAAGCAUGGUUCGAUUCAUCAUGUCGACUUCAGAGCACCUGCAGCUGCACAAACUCAAUUUGGUUUUUUAGACAUUAUAUUGCCCCUAUUAUGGCAAGCCCAACGCUGAUGAGUGAUGCAGAAAAAGGAAGAAACCAAGGGAUUCUGGUCACAAUAAUCCAUGCCUCUGAUUGCAGACUAUUCUUUUUUGUCCUGCUCUCAAAUUGACUUCAUUGGUCUAGCCACUGUUGACCAGCAGUUCUAUCGCCGUGGCACACUUCCCACUUUCCUUUCCAUCCAACCACCGGUUCACGAGCUCACUGGCUUUUAUAUAAAGCCUUCCACAUAUUCUACCUCUAUCUUUGAUUGACACAGUACUUUCAAGCGCAUUUAAACCUCCUUUGCGUAAAUUAGAUUUGUCUUUAUGCACUUGAACUCCGGACCAAUGAUUCAUUUUUAUUAUUACUCAAACUGGAGUUUAUAAAUUACUAAGAAUUCUUACUUCUUGGUGAAAUUCAGGUUACCUUCUUGUUAAAAAAAUAAUUCCCGUUAAUGAUAUCAAGGUUUCUCCAUUGUACCUGGGAUUUCUUGAAUAUAGGAUUACUUCAAGAAGGAAACAAUGUACGGCAUCAAAGAGGUGAUUAACAUCAAUUCCACAAUCAUGUAAUCUAAUUAUGUCAUUAAAUAUUGUGUAUAAUUCUGUGCGUGCCUAAAAAUGGAUUGUUGGUGGUAGAAUGAAUGUGCUUAGUUUUUAAAAGAUGAAAACUUUGUGAACUGCAUCUACAGAAACAGAAUUUCAUAACUGUCUUUGUUAUAAAAUGGCAAUUAUACCAUCAUAAAAAUAUGGAUAGGGUAAAUGAAUGUGCAAUCUUUUGAAAACGCUACGCUUUUCUAUUUUUUACAAUUUUUUAUAACCGAACUGGACUACUCUUUCCCGAUUCUAGUCCUGUUAAUCUGAUUCAGCUCUGAACUGUCAAUCUGUCGAUUCGCUGUCCGAGUUUUCAGUAAAAUUAUCAUCAUGAGGCUCAGAAGAGUCCAUGACAUCUUGUAAUGUUAUCCCAGUCAAGAUAUGAACUACUUUGACUUGACUGAGUCACCUUUGGCUUGCAGUCUGUGACAUUUUUUGUUACAUGUUGCAGGUAAAUCCUCAAACCCAUCAGCUCAAGCUUUGUGACUUUGGAAGUGCCAAAGUGCUGGUAUGUGAUGUUUGGUUAAAUUUAAGAGCAGCUUGAACAUUUUCCUUCCCUGUUGACUACUAACAUUUCUAGUUUUAGGUUCCCGGGUAGCCUAAUAUAUCCUAUAUUUGCUCAAGGUAUUAUCGGGCUCCUGAACUAAUUUUUGGAGCCACAGAAUACACAGCUGCAAUUGAUAUGUGGUCCGUUGGCUGUGUCUUAGCUGAACUUCUCUUGGGUCAGGUGGGUGUAACCAUAUUGUCAAUAUCCGUGUGUUUUAACCAUCAUUAUUGCGUUUCAUUUCCUUCAAUUCUGAAGGCAUCUGUCUUGGAUUAUGCUUUGAAGUUAUCCUUUAUUGUUUUAGCAAUCAUUAUGUCAUAAAAGUCACUUUGUGCACGAUAAUGCUGAUUUUUUCAUGGAUUAUUUUAAGUAUGUUGAACUUUUGGUAAGAUUUAUGGAUGCAACAGCGACCUCCCAUGUAGUCACAUCUAGUGAGGAUCUCAAGAUGACUUCUUUGAAGUUUGUUGCCAGAUUGCCAUCUUGUUAGGAAAUCCUGCAAUAAAGUUGAAAAAGAUAAGACAACUCCUUUUGGAUCUGGAAAUUUGUGACAUGAAAAACGCUUCAAUUAGUAUCUGCUGUAUCGCCUGAAUGAUUGUGAAUGAUUAGACUGUCACGUUCUGGAGAGGACAUUCCAGCAAGAAAUUAGUGGACAUUUCAAUAAUAUUUUUAUUUUGCGGAGAAUUUCGUGCCACUUACAAUCUAGGAAGUGAUAGAGCAAUAGCUCCUCCAUGGGAGCUUACUUAUCUGUGCUUUUAUAUUUUUUCAGUCUUUUUAUAAUUUAUCAUUUUCUGAAUGUUCUGUACUUCAUCCAUCUGCAGCAAUUGCUUAUUUAUACAUUCAUUAUUUAUUCAUUUAUAGUUGGUUGCUUAUUUUGUAAAUUUUCGUAUCUGACAUCGAGCAGCCUAUCUUUCAUGGAGAAAGUGGUGUUGAUCCGCUGGUUGAAAUUAUUAAGGUCGAAAACAAGGCAACUAUUUUCUUGUUUAUCGUUUUAAAGGUCAUUUUUGACUAUGAACCCAACAAGUAAUUAUUUCAUUCUAAUAGGUCCUUGGUACGCCAACAAGGGAAGAAAUUAAGUGUAUGAAUCCAAAUUAUGCUGAAUUCAAGUUCCCUCACAUUAAAGCUCAUCCUUGGCAUAAGGUUGAGUGGCUUUUCAUUGUAGUACUUAUUUUUCUUCUAAAUUUCAUGGUCUAUACGUUAUCUAGUCUCUUCUUUGAUACCUCAGUCUUUGUUGUUUAUUCAAUAUUCUUUCAGCUAUUCCGUGAAAAGGUGCCUCCCGAGGCUCUUGACCUUGUAUCACGAAUGCUCCAAUACUCGCCUAAUCUGCGUUGCACUCCUGUGAGUUAUUUCUUGUCCUCCUUUCUUUAUAUAGUAGACUAGGGGCUUAUCUUUGUCUUUCUAUGCAUUUAUGUUGAAUCUUUUUUUUUUUUUUUUUUUCUUUUCAUGGUUAAGAUUCUAUACUCUGUACAAUGUAGUCCUAUGAAAAUUGAUUGUGCUCCGGGCAAAUAAUCUCCAUAUAUCUGUAGAAUUUUAAUUAUUUCUUAGUUCAUAGUCACAACUGUGGCAUUGGUGCUUGUACCAUUUUUUUUUUAGAACAAAGGGGUUGAUGAUUAGAGGAACUUCAAUAUAUUUUGCGGGGUGAUGAUACGGAAGCCCCAUGUAAACAAAAGCUUACCCUUAGUUGAUAAGCAGGUAGAAGAAGGAUAGGUUAUCAGUUCUGGAGCUCAGAUACUUCAAUGGUGUUUUAAUGUAGACAUGCACCUACUUUGUCGACUGAACCACCUAGAAUGACUGCAGGCUAGUGAAAAAAAGCAAGAACUAUGGUCAGUUUUGGCCAGCCUCCAUGGAUGUAGUCGUUUAGUUUUAUCUUUAUGUGAUACUUUAAAAUACUAAUUGAUUGAUAAAAAACCGCCCGGAUUUUUUAUUUGGAUUUGGGGGGGGGGGGGAUUCAGAUCAAAGAAAAAGAAGGAUUUUUUUACUUAUUUUCCCUUAUAUCCAUUAUUCAAUAAAAAAAUAAUUAUCUCUAAAAAAACCUUGUUAUGCUUAAUAAACAGCACAUACAGUAACAGUGAUUAGUCAACCCUCUAACAUCGAUUGCUGUACAUAGCUUAUGCCGCCUUUGUCAGUGACUCUGCCGCGAGAGAAUGCAGUUGUAUCACUGUCAGAAAUUAUGGUCCUUUUCUCUGCAGUUGGAGGCCUGCGCCCAUCCCUUUUUCGAUGAUUUGAAGGACUCCAAAGCACAGCUACCCAACGGAAACCUCUUCCUCCUCUGCUCAACUUCACAUCUUGAGGUUGAAGCCAUAAGAGCAAACAGCUUCUCUUUCCCCCCACCUGGCAUCUGAUCUCCUACUCAUGUUGAUUUCUCAGAGCUGGAAUGAAGUAGCAUCAAAUUGUCGGCAGCAUUUGAUUCAAGAGCUCACGCACUGAUGAUUCCAGCCGACCAUCCUCUCCCACCUCUGAUCCUCAAUGAUCUGCCCAGAAGCAGAAAAAAUGAACGAGCCAAGAGAAGUGCUGAGGCCCAACGCAUUUAAUCCGACCCAGCUAAAUCCUGAAGGUCAUGUCUUCGAGAGUUCAUCCGCAUGAGAACUCCCACCCCUCUCCUUUCAUCUCAUGUAUUUCUCCAUGAUCCAUGUAAUUAACGAGUAUCUCUGUGACAUUGUGGGAAUUCUUGUUGGCUGUUGAAUCCCUUCGUUCCGCAGGAAGUUCCAAGGAGCUUCAGAUUUAUCUCUACCAGAAAUCCCCACAGGAGCAGAUCCCUUCCCGCCCGAAGUGGUGGAAGCAGGCGGCGUCCCUCACCACCACCACGCGCCCGUACACCUUGGCCACCAGCUUCAGCGCCUGGUGGCAGUCCCCGCAGAUCCGCAGGUUCUUGAACACGCGUAUGGGCAUCCCCGGCGGGGCGAUCAGCAGCCCCAAAGCCACCGCCAGCUUCUCGCUGUGGUGUGCCAGCUCCACCGCUGCAUCCGCCGUCUGGUGCAGCGCCCAUCCCAGGUCCGCCCUGUAGCCCGCCUCCCCUAUCCUCUCCAUCAUCUCUUCCACCUUGGCGUAUAUCUCCGCUGCCCGUGGGUGGCCCCUGUCCGCCGCCCGGAAGGCGUGCACCUCCCCCCCAACCUCCGUCCAGCUCCACCCGGGUUCCUUCCUCACCCCCCGCCGCCGCAUCAGGCGGCGCACCCGCCGUGCUUCCUCCCAUCUCCCCGACGCGGCGUAGCUGUUGGCCAGCAGCAUGUACGGCGCGGCGUCGCCGGGGCACGCGCGGAAGAGCGCCUCCGCUGCACGUUCCGCCAGCCCCGCCGUGGCCCCGUGGACCCUGCACGCCGCAAGCACGGCCUUCCACACCGCCGCGUCCGGCGCGAACCCCGGCCGGUCCAGUAGCUCUGCGGCGGCGGAGAGCUUCCCCAACCGCCCCAGAAGGUCGACCAUGCAGGCGUAG